AUGGCAGCAUACCCUAUUGUAAAAGAGACUGAUCUCGAAACCGUUUGUCUUAUUUGGCUUGAUGCUUCAGUAAAUUCAUCAACUGAAAAUAUCGCUACUCAACGAGAAUUUCGUUCAAUUAUUCAUUAUUUUAAAACAUUUUUACAUGUUCAAGAUUGUGAACAAUAUAUACGAGAAAAAACAAAAGAUGAUCGAAUUUUUUUAAUUGUCAACGGACGAUUAGGUCAAGAAAUAGUACCACGUAUUCAUCAAUUUCGACAAGUAUUUUCCAUUUAUGUUUAUUGUCAAGACAAAGAAAGAAAUGAAGAAUGGGCUAAAAAAUUUAUUAAGGUGAAUGGUGUAUUCAACAAAUUAGAUUCACUUAUUAAUCAAGUUCAAUCGGAUUAUAUAAAACGAAUUCAAUAUAAAGUUGAUGACCCAUUUCCAAUAAAUAUAUGUAAAACAAAUAAUUUAUCAGAUGAUUUGAUCAAUGAUGAGUUUUAUUAUUCUCAAUUACUUAUUGAUUAUCUUCUUCAUAUGAAAACACUAUCAAAUGAUAUAACUGAAUUUAUUAAUAUAUGUUUAAAUGAAUAUCAUCAUGAUCAAAAUCAAUUAUCAAUAGUUCAUGAAUUUAAACAAAAAUAUAAUUCAAAUCAAGUAUUAUGGUGGUUAACACGAGAUUCAUUUAUUUAUCGUUUAUUAAGUAAAGCAUUAAGUAGAAGAAAUUAUGAUUUAUUAUUACAUAUGGGAUUUUUUAUUCGUGAUAUAUAUGAAAAUUUACAAAAAUAUCAAUUAAAAUCUUCCAUACAAGUUUAUCAUGGUCAAAUAAUAUCAAUGGAUGAAUUAAAUAUAUUGAAAAAUUCUCUUGGAUAUUAUAUAUCAAUAAAUACAUUUAUGUCAACAGAUUAUGAUAAUAAACAAAUAAUAUUAUCUUUAAAUGAAUUUUCAAUAACAAAUGAUCUUGUAAGAAUAUUAUUUGAAAUCAAUGCUGAUCCUCAAUGUGACAAUUCAAAACCAUUUGCUAAUAUAACAUCAUUAACUUGUAAUCCUCAACAACAACAAGUUUUAUUUACAGUAGGAUCCGUUUUUAAGCUUAUUGAUAUUCAACAAGAUAAAAAAUCUGGUGUAUGGAUUAUAAACAUGAUUUUAACAAAUAUUAAAAAAGAAUAUGAUGAUAAAAAUCUUAUAUCAUGUGGUCAUAUUUUACAAAAAAUGGGAAGAUAUGAUGAAGCUGAUACAUAUUUUAAUCGUUUAUUAAGAGAAUUGCCUCAAAAUCAUGAAGAUAUUUCUAAAUGUUACUAUACACUUGGUCAUUUAUCAUUUCUUAAAAGUAAUUAUGAUUUAAGUCUUAAUUGGUUUCAAAAAUUAUUAAAAAUCUUAAAACCUAAUGAUCCAAUUUUAGCUGAUACUUAUUAUUCUAUUGGUUGUGUUUAUCAGAAUAUGUAUGAUUAUAACCAAGCCUUACAAUAUUAUAAUCAAGCAUUACUUAUUUGGAAAGAAUCUGAUGGUAAUGAUGAACCUUUUCAAAUGGCUGAAUGUUUAAAUAAUAUGGGAUGUAUUUAUGAAAUUGAAAAAUGUUAUUCAAAAGCAUUAGCAUGUCAUCAACAAGCUUUAUCUAUACGUGAUAAAUUUCAAGCUGAUUUAGGUUCAUCAUAUAAUAAUAUUGGUAAUAUUUAUUUAUGUCUUGGUGAAUAUAAUGCUGCAAUAGAAAAUUAUGAUUAUGCAUAUAAAAUCAAAAGUAAAUCUCGUUCAUCACAAGAUCCAUCUUUAGCAACAACAUUACGAAAUAUGGCUCUUGCAUAUGAAGAAGAUGGAAAUUUUAUAGAAGCUUUAAAAUAUUAUAAAAAAGCAUCAUUGGCAUUUGCAAGCAUAUUUUCAGCAACACAUACGUAUUAUAUUGAAAUUCAAGAAGAUAUUCAACGUGUUUCAUCAUUAAUGGAAUCUAAAAUUAUAGAAUGA
Rotaria sp. Silwood2 is the source of this 1938-nucleotide messenger RNA. The record is from the annotation of a GenBank genome assembly. Lineage: Eukaryota; Metazoa; Rotifera; Eurotatoria; Philodinida; Philodinidae.